GCAUGAGGGAAGUUGUUUAAAAAGUGCUUGUAACGGUGCAAAACUGACGAGGGGUACUUUGCGCUGCAGAAUGGUUUCAGCGUACUUACACGUCCGCUUUCUUGUUUCUCUAUUGUUGCAGAGUCCAGUCCCGGACGCAGAACCUCGCCUACAGAAUGAUGCUCAACCAGACAGACCUCAUGGGGACCCAUGAGUCCCCGUUCAGCACAGACGAACAGUUCAUGUACGACCCGUCCGAGGAGGACAAGAACGCGUACUGCAACCUGCAGCCCAUCGGCCUGGAUGGUUCAGACCACGUGACACCCUCCUUACAACACAUGGACCUCAUGGCUCCCUCCAGGCCCAUACCUUACGAAGGCGACACGUUCCCGACGGACGUGCUGGACCUGGGCGAGAGCCGGUGGCAAAGCCUGCCCAUCCAGCACUGGCAGUCGCACGACGUGCUCGAGUGGCUGGUCGCCUGGACGAGCCACAACCAGGUGGAGAUCGUGGACGACGAGAUCAACAUGACCGCGUUCGCCUCCUUCACCGGCGAGCACCUGUGCCGCAUGAGCCUCGACGAGUUUCGCGCCCACGCGCCCUCCUACGGACACCGCCUCUACGAGGAGGUGCAGCGACACCUGGGCAACAGCACGGCGGCCGCGGCCGCGUCGCGCAAUGUCAUGGGCAUGUCGGACGCCUACUUCGAACCCGAGAAAUACGCCUUCCACCCUCGCUAUUUCGACACUCUAGAAAUCCAGAACAGUAGUCCUGGUUCUGAAAACGUGACGUCAUCGGGGUCCCCGGGUCUCGCCGAGUCGGACAGCGGCAGCACCAGCAGCAGCCUGAGCACCGUCAACGAGCGGACGGAGAACCUCUUUCCGUACAUGCCGCACGACACGCGGAUACUCGCCAAGCAGAUGCCCCCUCCCAUGCCCAUGAUGGGCAAAAAGAAAGGACGCAGGGGCAGGCCCCCCAUCAAAGAGGCCAAAGUGCGCAGCCGAGCAGGCAAAGGCAUGGGCAAGCUGUGGGAGUUCAUCCGCGACCUGCUGCUGAACCCGUCGACCAACCCGAGCCUCAUACGAUGGGAGAGGCGCGAGGACGGCAUCUUCAAGUUCGUCCAGUCCGACAAGGUCGCCAAGAUGUGGGGCGACCGCAAGCAGAACCCGCGCAUGACCUACGAGAAGCUCAGCCGGGCCAUGAGAACCUAUUACGGCAAGCAGAUCCUAGAACCCGUUCCCAAGGCCCAGGGGCUGCCGAAAAAGCUCGUCUACAAGUUCGGACCCCGUUCGAGUGGCUGGAGCGAGAAGGCGGACGGGACGCAACCUCUUCGCUCUCACACCUCCUCUCUGCUCACCCACUGACACACACUCCUCUUUCCCCGCACUCACCAAGAUGCCCGGUGGCGGUGGUGUUGACACUCGCGCUGGUGGUGGUGACUGACUCUUGAUGGCGGUGGUGGUGGUGUCGAUGCUCUCAAAACUGACCCUCCGCCCUCUACAUUCGUCACUUUGUGUGCUUGCAUUGUCAUGCGGGACGUAUUCCGCUGUGCUCGCCUUUAGCAAUCUUCACUUGGAAAGAAAAAGGCUGUGUCACGUGGCACAACGACAGCUCUGCGCGAAACACAAGAGUUAUUGCUGCGUUGCACGCAUCGGUGGCCGAGCGCAUAAAGGCAGAGGUGAAGCAGCGUGUUCGGUGUUGAAGUUCAGUGAUGUGGAAAGUUGGGCUAGUUGGUGAUUAAUCAUCACACCUUGGUGGUGAAGCAGCGCACUGACAAGGACAACGCGAAGACACACAAGCAGAGAGUGUAUGUUUCCUUCCGUGUCUUCGCGUUGUCCUUGUCAGUGAGCUGCUUCACCACCAAGGUGUUCGGUAUUGUCGUGUUCUAAUGUUUAAGCAGUUUAGCGGCCGAGUUUGACACUGCCAUCGUGUCACGCGGGCAUGUGAACCACGCCCAAGGUGGCUCCCGUAAACGCCAAGGAGCCUGGUGUACAAAUUACUGUUAUUUGCUCGCAUUGGUCGUCCGACACACGCACACACACUUAAGGUUUCAGGGCUGAAUGUUGCAAAAAAUAGCUUUUCCAAUUGACUCUUGUGUGUAAUUUGUUUGUGUACUGAUGCAAAGACCACAAUCUAUGCGAAAGAAAAAAUAUUCUGAAGGUCUCCUGACUUUCCACUGACACUAGGUUCAAUGAACUACUUGGAACUUCCUGCCAGCGAGCCUUCAGCAGGAAAAAAUAUGAUUGUAGGGAAACAGCUCGUGGAUCACAACACGGAAACUAGUGCUCAUUUCGAAAAAAAAAAAUCAAAAACCCGGAAGCGGCGUAGCAUGCGGGAACGCCGCUGUACAACAGUACACCACAAAACAUCUUAGUUCCUUAGCGUUUUCUACUGUCUUAGAGCACGAAGAAUAGCUCCAGAUAUUGUCCCGUAUCUACGUUAAAGGACUGCAGUGUCUGUGCCAAAAAAGAAAAAAGAAGGCUACAUAGCUACAGUGAUGUUAGGUUUUCACAUGACUCUAUCACAGCAACUUGCGGGUGCUAUAAUAUCGGCAGUGUUCAAAUACUAUAUAACACUUCUGUGCUGAAGAAAUUUUGACGCCGGCAACAAAAACACGGUAUAUAAACAAAAUGAAAUCUGCAUAGGUGCAGGAAAACCUGAGAGAGAGAAGAUGUCUAGUUCAUGUUAGGCCAACACUAAUGCGACAAUGUGCUCAAGCUGUAAUUACCACGCCCUUAUUUAGCUCAUAAACUCAACCAAACUUGGUUUACAGGGUCCGUGCGGAUGAGCACGCUGGGUUCUCUGUGGCCCCGAAACAAAGCCAAAUGUUUGCCGUUCGGUAGCGCAUUUUGCUGCUAGCAACAGACAUUGUGUUCUUUUGUGUGUGUGUGUGUGUGUGUGUGUGUGUGUGUGUUUAGUGUGCCCUGUUUGCACAAGCCAACUUGCUCCAAGCCCGUGACAACAUGAUUGUGCUCUAGUCAUUACGGUCUGCUCAGCAUGUGCUGGAAUGCCGGCGUUGUCCGCAACGUAAUUGAUGUUUGUGGAGCAGCGUGACAAGAACGACAAAAGAAACGACAAAGGAGAACAUGAGGCGCACUUGUCUUUUUCUUAUCCUUCUUCUGUCGUUGUUUCAUCCAGCGCAACGAACAUCGAUCACGUACGUACAACCCGAAUUUUCACACUUGGGCAACGUAUUUUGCGUUAUAUGUUGCUUUCUGUCAGUGAAUCGCGAAAUGCAGUCGUGCGUAUCCUUUGAAAACGACUAUACUUUUCUAAUGGCAGGAGUCUAUGGAAGGUCACUUGAGGUGACCUCUCUUCUCAUUUACGGUUCUUUUAGGUGUCGAGGUUGCUGUAGAUUUUUCGCUUCAAGUUGAGCGAGUGAUAGCUCAAUUUUUCACUUCUGAAAUGACGUUCUCAGCGUUGAGCUUGCCUAACCUUGUAGCUCUGUGUGCUUCUCCCCUCCCUUGCUUUCACGUUUCCCUCCGUGGAUUCAGAUACUACUACAAAAGCCAGGUCCUCCUACCGGUGUUUGGACGACGGCUCGUGUACAAAUUUGGUCCCAACGCCACUGGAUGGAGACCAUAAAGC
Messenger RNA from Dermacentor andersoni, 3567 nucleotides. Lineage: Eukaryota; Metazoa; Arthropoda; Arachnida; Ixodida; Ixodidae. The record is from RefSeq and is a predicted model, not a curated record.